This is a messenger RNA of Populus nigra (black poplar), 1268 nucleotides long. RefSeq names its product nudix hydrolase 2-like. Lineage: Eukaryota; Viridiplantae; Streptophyta; Magnoliopsida; Malpighiales; Salicaceae. The record is from RefSeq and is a predicted model, not a curated record. The coding region runs from base 100 to 930 and encodes 276 amino acids. The transcript is spliced from 8 exons. Gene Ontology annotation, molecular function: ADP-ribose diphosphatase activity; NADH pyrophosphatase activity; NAD binding.
AACGGGCAUAUAUAUGGGCUAUGGCCUUUAAUUUGUGACUGCAUCAUCAUCUUGGCAACCUUAUUUUUCGACAACGUAAGUUCAUUAUCAAUCCAAAAAAUGUCAUCUCCAACGUCAACUGUUGAACCAUUAAAUGCAGUUGAAGAUAGAUAUGGAGGAGUUCGGGUAGAUCUUGUUGAGGAACAAAUGGACUGUGACGUCUAUGUUCCUCGGCUUAAAGCUUCAAUAUCACAGUGGAGGCAGCAGGGGGUGAAGGGUGUUUGGAUCAAGUUGCCUACUCGGCUUGCUCAUCUUGUUGAACCUACAGUUAAGGAAGGAUUUAGGUACCACCAUGCAGAGUCGGAUUACUUGAUGUUGGUCUAUUGGAUUCCUGAAACUCCCGAUACUCUUCCUGCAAAUGCCUCCCACACUGUUGGUAUUGGUGCCUUCGUCAUGAAUAAUAACAGAGAGGUACUAGUAGUUCAGGAGAAGAGCGGUGCAUUCGGAGCUAAAGGUGUAUGGAAGUUCCCUACGGGCGUUGCUAAUCAAGGCGAGGAUAUUUGGACAGCCGCCAUUCGAGAAGUGAAGGAAGAGACUGAUAUUGACACAGAAUUCGUGGAAAUUUUAGCAUUCAGACAAACCCACAAGACAUUUUGUGGGAAAUCGGACUUAUUUUUUGUUUGUAUGUUACGACCACUCUGUUUUGACAUCAACAAACAAGAUUCAGAGAUAAAGGCAGCUCAGUGGAUGCCGAUUGAAGAGUAUAUGGCCCAACCUUACAUACAAAAACAUGAGUCAUUCAAAUAUGUUGCUGAAAUAUGCUCAGGUCAGUCAAAGAGUAGCUGCAGCGGAUUUUGCCCGGUGCCUGCACUGUCAACCUCGGGCAAAAAGUCCUACACGUACUUCAACAAACUUCAGCUUCAGAACAAGAAAAACGAGCUAGGGCGUUGAGAGGUUCAGUCAUGUUGCGCCGGCGAAGCCUUUCAGGAUCGAUGCACGCAAAAACUCCAUAAGCUUUCUCUUGUUCUUUACGUUUUUAUUUUAUUAUUUCCCUAAUUUCUUAAGCAUUACAUAAACGCCAAUAUCUCAAUGACAAUGCACGUACAUGUCGGCAGCUACCAAAGUAUUGGUUCAGAUGUAAGAAGAUCAUAUAUGCUCGUUUAGCAUGAGGUCUAGCUAUUAACUUCUCGACGAGAAGGGAAUAUGGAUUUAAUAUAUGUGAUUUGUAAACCUAUUUUCUAUAAUGAUAAUAAUAAUAAAGAAAAAGCUCAAAAAAACGUAUAUGUCAA